Messenger RNA from Arabis nemorensis, 210 nucleotides. Lineage: Eukaryota; Viridiplantae; Streptophyta; Magnoliopsida; Brassicales; Brassicaceae. The record is from the annotation of a GenBank genome assembly.
AUGAGCCAUGGAGAAGACAGAAGAAAAGACCGAGAGAUUUGGGCAAAGAUUCUCACCGAUAACAAAAUUUCGGCGGAGAUUCGAGAAGAACUUAAUUUGGCCACAGAUGGAGAAGUUGCGGUGCUUCAAGAGGAGAGGAACUCUAGUCGGAAGAGCUUCGGCGGAAGUUGUUCAUCUUGUCUCGAAAGUGCGAUGGUGGCAGCUCCUUGA